Molecule: messenger RNA, 1172 nt
Organism: Mytilus trossulus (common blue mussel)
Lineage: Eukaryota; Metazoa; Mollusca; Bivalvia; Mytilida; Mytilidae
Product: doublesex- and mab-3-related transcription factor dmd-4-like
Exons: 3
Coding region: 17-976 (319 amino acids)
Biological process (GO): regulation of transcription by RNA polymerase II; sex differentiation
Cellular component (GO): nucleus
Molecular function (GO): RNA polymerase II cis-regulatory region sequence-specific DNA binding; DNA-binding transcription factor activity, RNA polymerase II-specific; protein binding
Source: RefSeq, a predicted model, not a curated record
AGCCAUUACACCUAAGAUGGAAGGAAAUAAAAUAAUCUCUAAACUUGGAUCAAAAUCACUCAGAACACCAAAGUGUGCUAGAUGUAGGAAUCAUGGCGUCGUCUCCUGCCUAAAAGGCCACAAACGAUUUUGUCGUUGGAAAGAUUGUCAAUGUCCAAAUUGUCUAUUAGUGGUUGAACGACAAAAAGUGAUGGCAGCACAAGUAGCCCUCCGAAGGCACCAGUCGACAGAGUCUCCAAAAAGAGUAACACAGAAAGUUGUGAAUGCUACACGUGUGCUUCAAGAAAGGAGGAUGAUACACAGAAGCCUACGGCAUCUGCAACAACGUGUUGUAUCACGUGACAUAAUUUCAAAUAUUAAUCCAAGAAUUUUUCAAACAAAUCCCACGAAAAACAACGACAAAAUACUACUAGAUGAACGAAUAAGAAGACGACGUUGCUUUGCUGAUAAAGAUUUGGAUUCAGCUUCGGUUGGAGUAAUAACAAAAUUCACUGAGCCAAUGGAUACAAAAAGAAAUGAUUCAAGUUUGAAUUUCAUUAAAGUAUUUCCAUCAAAGAUCAGUAUUCUUCGUCGUAUGUUUCCUUGGAGCAAUUCAAACAUUUUAGAAUUGGUAUUACAGAGUUGUCAUGGAGACUUGGAUACUGCAAUACAUCACUUACAACUUACAAAUUUAAGACAACAAGAACAUACAGACAUCCGUAGUAGUAUCAAGAAUAUCAACGCAUAUAUUUUACCUUUUGAUAACAAUCUAUUUACAGGAAAAGAUGGAGUUCCGGAACAGUCUGACGGUGCUAUUUACAGCUUAAAAUUUGGAGCUUUUACAAGAUAUGCCAACCUGUCUGUUAAAAAAGAGGAAUGUUUUGACAAUUCUAAUUUUAAUCGCAGAUUAAACUUGGAUUAUUUAAAAACUGAAAAGCUGAAAUCGAAAACUGGUGAUUUGAAAUUUUCUAUUGCUUCAAUAAUUGGCGAAAAUUAAAAACAGUUACUUAUAAAAGUGUCAAAGGGUUUUACUACGGGUUCAUAUUUGAAUAAUCGAUUAUUGACUACGUGUUCACAUUUGAAUAAUCGACUAUUGACUACGUGUUUACAUGUCAAUACUACGGAUAAUUGACAACGUGUUCACAUGUGAAUACUAAAUUAUUGACUACGUCUUAACAUUAGAAUACGAGAUU